Kwoniella mangroviensis CBS 8507 is the source of this 1062-nucleotide messenger RNA. RefSeq lists its product as uncharacterized. The coding region runs from base 1 to 1062 and encodes 353 amino acids. NCBI's taxonomy places the organism in Eukaryota, Fungi, Basidiomycota, Tremellomycetes, Tremellales, Cryptococcaceae. The transcript has 5 exons. The record is from RefSeq and is a predicted model, not a curated record.
AUGCCGUUCUUCCUCACACCCAGUGACUACUUGACGCUAGCAUUUCCGGACUCGCAAGAGAGGGAUCUGCCUCUCGCUAAUCCGUCAGGCAACGUCGUUAUGUAUUCUGUACCUGUUCAAAACGAACCCAUCCAAUUUCUUCAUCUCGCCAGAUGUCUCCAGCAUUCCCGUGGCUUUUCGCUAGAGUCCGAUGCGCUCUUACUCUCCCUAAUAUCCAUUGCUGCGGGUCACAAAUCGUCUCUCAUCGCGCAGCAGGAGAAGAAGUAUUUGGAUAAAUACCCACCAAUCCGCUGGGAUGUGCUAUCGCUGUCCAACACAGAGAUCCUUAGUUCCUUCAGUGCAUCGCAGACCGCUCAGAGAGCCAUCAGUGAUCACUUUUCCACCACAUCGCUUAGUAUAUGCCAAACAGCCGUAGCAUUUAGAGCCAGUGGAGAGGGGUUGACUACGGAAAUGUCGAAUCUGCUUCUCACCAGCUGUCUGGCGAUAAUCAUAGCUCAGUGCCUGAACGCGGGGAGACUAUGGAAGCAGGCGUUUGACACGGCAUGCGGAUUGAUAGAACUACGAGAUGGACCAUCGAAGAUGUUAGACGAGGCAAGGGAUAUAUCAACAGCAGAAGUGACAAGGAUUAGAUUGUUGUUGGAGAACUUCGUGGUGGUCGAUGUGUGCCAGUGUCUGGCCACUGGAGCGGCACCGAGUCUCAUGAAGGAGCCAUUUGCCCUGUGGUGGUACGAUUACGUUUCCGAAGAUGCAGAUACAGUGCAUAACUCGUAUGGAGUGGACAGGGCGGUGGUUGAAGUGGCCAGUUUCUCUCAGCAGACAGAGGGGAAUCUGCGUGUGAUGUUUGGCAACCGGGUCAUGGUGAAUAUGCUCAAGGUCGUGGUGUAUGUGGAUUUGCUGAAAAUGCCGCAUUGCGACGAAGAAGUUCAGGAAGCAGCCUGGGCAGCGAUGGCAGCGUUCCAAGAGGGCAAGGAGCUAGAUCAUGGGCUAUACCGACUUAGAGAUGACGGAGCGGUGGAUCCUUCUUGGCGAUUGGUCACAAACUCGGGUAUCCUGGUGUUCUAA